AUGAAGGAACACAAUCUCACUGUAAUGACUGAAUUUAUCUUAAUGGGCAUCACUGACAGUUCUGAGUUACAGGGUCCAUUAUUUGGGCUGUUCCUUGUUGUAUACUUGACCUCCAUGGUAGGCAAUUUGGGAAUCAUUAUUCUCACCACAGUGGACCAUAGCCUUCAGACACCCAUGUACUUCUUUCUGAAACACCUGGCUAUUACAGAUCUUGGAUACUCUACAGCUGUGGGACCCAAAAUGUUAGAAAAUUUCAUUGUAGAUCAAAGUACAAUAUCAAUUAACCUUUGUGCCACACAGCUAGCUUUCUUUCUUGUAUUCAUUGGUAGUGAGCUAUUUAUUCUGUCUGCGAUGUCCUAUGACCGCUAUGUUGCCAUCUGUAAGCCUCUGUCCUACACUAUUCUCAUGUCACAAAGAGUGUGUUGGGUUCUUAUGGCAACGCCCUAUCUCUACUGCACAUUUGUGUCUCUUCUUAUCACAGGGAAAAUUUUCACUUCAUCCUUCUGUGGCUACAAUGUUAUUAAUCACUUCUACUGUGACUGCAUCCCCUUGCUGUCCCUACUCUGUUCACAUGCACAAGAAAUCUCAUUUAUUGUUAUGAUCUUUGCAGCUUUUGAUUUGAUUGUGUCUCUACUUGUUGUUAUAGUGUCCUACAUGCUUAUCCUCACUGCUGUUCUCAGGAUGAAUUCUGCAGAGGGCAGGCGCAAGGCUUUCUCAACAUGUGGGUCCCACCUGACAGUGGUGACAGUGUUCUAUGGCACCUUAAUAUUUAUGUAUGUGCAGCCGCAGUCCAGUCAUUCCACGGAUAGUGAUAAGGUGUCGUCCAUCUUUUAUACCCUGGUGAUCCCCAUGCUGAAUCCCUUGAUCUACAGCUUGAGAAACAAGGAUGUAAAGUUUGCCAUACACAGGACUUGGAGAAAUAUUUGCAAAAUAUUUUCUUAG
Messenger RNA from Acomys russatus (golden spiny mouse), 942 nucleotides. Its product is annotated as olfactory receptor 8K3-like. Gene Ontology annotation, biological process: sensory perception of smell; G protein-coupled receptor signaling pathway. The record is from RefSeq and is a predicted model, not a curated record. The coding region runs from base 1 to 942 and encodes 313 amino acids. The transcript has a single exon. Gene Ontology annotation, cellular component: membrane. NCBI's taxonomy places the organism in Eukaryota, Metazoa, Chordata, Mammalia, Rodentia, Muridae. Gene Ontology annotation, molecular function: odorant binding; olfactory receptor activity; G protein-coupled receptor activity.